UAAUACUAAGAAUAAGGUUCAGAAAGAUGCAGAUGGACAAGGGAAGAAAGAUGAGGGAAUGGGUGAGGCUCCUGAUAGAAAUGUAAGUGAAGUGGUAGAAGAAAACAAUGAAGAUGCUGAAAAAGAUGCUGAAGCUGGAUCAGAAAGUGACAGUGAGCAUGAGUGGAGUAACUUUGGUGAUAGUGAUGAGGAUAGUAUUAAUGAUAGUGAUUUCUGCAUUAAUGUGAACAAUGUAGAGGAGGAAGAAAUUAAUGAUCGGAUAGGUCAGGGAGGUCCCACUACUUCUAGACCAGCACAAGCUGAAGCUAAUGACAAGGGAACAAAAACUGCUGAAGACAAUGAUCAGAGUUCAGACUAUCAGCCUAGUGAUGAUCUUGAUAGUAUGUCCUCAUCAGAUGAAGAUGGUCCUUCAAGGCCAAAGUACCCUGUGUUCAACAAGUCAAGGGAUUUGGAAAGAGCAGAGCUAAAAUUAGGUAUGAAGUUUGCAUCAGCUGCAGAGUUUAGAACAUUGCUAAGGAAUAAUGCAAUAUCAAGUGGUUAUGACUUUUAUUUUGUCAAAAAUGAUGGUGACAGAGUUACUGUCAAGUGCAAAAAGAAUUCUAUUGGUCAAAAAAUAAGUUGUGGAUGGAGGAUUCAUGCAUCUUGGAAUGCAUAUGAAGAAUGUUUCCAAAUCAAGUCUUUACAAUCUGAGCAUAAGUGUGGUAGGCAAUUCAAAAACAACCAAGCUACAUCAUCAUGGAUUGCAAAUAAAUACUUGGACCAAUUGGGAGAUGAUCCUACAUAGGGGACAUCAGCAAUGAAGAAGACAAUGAGGAGGGAUUUGUGCAUUGAUGCCUCUAAGAGCCAAAUAUACAGAGCUAAGAGAAAGGCAAAGGAGGAUAUUUUGGGAUCAAAUAGAGAGCAGUUCAUGAAAUUGUGGGAUUAUUGCAGUAUAAUCAGGUUGAGGAAUCCAGGAAGCCUUGCUUUUUUACAUGUGGAAAGGCCUUACCAUGAGUUAGCCCCUGUGUUUCAGCGGAUCUUUGUUUCAUAUGAUGCUCAAAUCAAGGGAUUAAAGUAAGGAUGUAGACCUAUCAUUGGAAUAGAUGGUUGUUUUCUAAAGGGAUCAUUUGGUGGACAGCUUAUUAGUGCUAUUGGUAGAGAUGGAAAUAAUCAGAUGUUUCCAAUUGCAGUGGGUGUUGUAGAAGCAGAACUAAAGGAUUCAUGGAAUUGGUUUUUAACAAAUUUGCUACAAGCUAUUGGACCAGUAGAGGCACAUAGGUGGACUUUCAUAUCUGAUAGACAAAAGGGUCUGGUGGAGGUUUUUGAUGGCCUGCUGCCAGGAGUUGACCAUAGAUUUUGUGUGCAACAUAUGUACAAUAAUUUCAAAGAACAGUUCAAGGGAAAAGUAUUUAAAGAUUUGCUUUCGGAGGCAGCUACUUCUUAUACUGUGCAAGAUUGGAAAAAAAGCAUGCAGAAAAUUAAGGAUGCAAAUGUAGCUGCUUAUGAAUGGCUCAUGAAAGUGCCACCAAGAAUGUGGAUAAGAGCUUAUUUCAGACCUGAUAUUAAAUGUGAUUUGCUAUGCAACAAUAUGUGUGAGGCAUGGAACCGGACAAUACUAGAUGCAAGGGAGCUACCAAUCAUUGAUUUAAUGGAGAAGAUUAGAAGGCAGGUGAUGACAAGGUUUCAAGAAAAGAGACAAUAUAUGGAAAGACAACAUGGUAUUUUAUGCCCUAAGGUGCAAGGGAAGUUGGAGGAAAUAAAAGGAAAAGCUAGAUAUUGUGAGCCAUUAUGGGCUGGAGAAACUAUUUAUGAAGUUCAAUGCAAUGGAAGGCAAUACACUGUUAACCUUGCAGCAGCAACUUGUGAAUGCAGGCAGUGGGAUGUCACCGGGGUUCCAUGUAAACAUGCUGUCUCUGCUAUAUACAAGGCAAAGUUGGAUCCCAA
Messenger RNA from Ananas comosus (pineapple), 1923 nucleotides. RefSeq lists its product as uncharacterized. The transcript has 2 exons. Lineage: Eukaryota; Viridiplantae; Streptophyta; Magnoliopsida; Poales; Bromeliaceae. Bases 59 to 784 code for a protein of 241 amino acids. The record is from RefSeq and is a predicted model, not a curated record.